CAAGCAUCUUUGCAGCGAAUGACUUCUUGUUUACAAGUAUAUUCAUGUUGUUGGUGAAUUUUCUGCCGAGAAAAAAGAACUGUAAACUAGUAGUUCGUCCUGUUUGAUCCAGAAAGAAAACAACUGCGUCUAAUUUCGAAAGCAAUGACCGUGACCGUUUCUCUAUCGGACGAGAAGCCACCAUUCGGUGGUACUAUUCCGGUGCCGGAACCACACCCGAAUCUAGUUCGUUGCAGCGGAAUAAACAAUGGUAAUCUCAAAUCAAAAUUCGUAAUACUGCAACUUGUACAAAUUGUUCUCGGCAUCUUGGCACUGGUUCUGGUUCGUUCGCCUUUUCACGAGAACCCCAUGUUUGCAUGUGGUUUCAUGUUUUUCGCCUUCAACACUUCACUACUAAGUGCGGCAAUUCUCUGGGAUGGAUUGAAUGAGGGGAAACUGCGCCAACGGUUUGGACUGGUGCCGGAAGUUUGGAACACUGGGGUACUGUACUACACUGGCAUCGUAGGAUUGCUGUACUACGUCGGUUCCUACGGAAUGUGUGCUAUGUUCAUCGGAAGUUACUACCCGGUGAUGUAUCUGUUGUCCGGCGUGUUUGGAAUGUUGGCGUGCUACUCGUACGCCUACCACUGGUGGUUGCAGUACAAGGGACGGUUGAUGGCGGCUAGAGCGCAGGAUGCAACUACAAAUCACCUGUCAUCGGGGAAGCAGGACCAAGCGAUUCCGGGAACUGAUUUUGUACAAUUCUGACAUUGAAAAGUAAUGGUUUUGGCUGACAUUAUUCAGAUUUAAGGGUUAAAACGAUCGAGUUAUUACCGGAAGAGAAAGUAAACAAUAAGAAUCUCAUUGUAACAUAUGUUCGCACUGCGAAGUUAAAACGCGUUUUAAUAAUCGCACAAUCGUUCAGGAGAACCAACUAUGGUCGCCAGACCGCUGUUGCCGGACUUCAGCGUAUUUAUAACAGUGUAGCAACAGCUUUUAACUUCAAUCUGACGAGGAAUUCUAUUAAAGCUAAAAAAAUUCUACCCUAAAAUGUAAUUAGUUUAAGCAAUUACCAUUGGGACCAAGGGGUCUGUUGGUGAAGAUACAACAAAUAAACAACAUUUUUUGAUUUUAGUA
This is a messenger RNA of Topomyia yanbarensis, 1116 nucleotides long. RefSeq lists its product as uncharacterized. Bases 145 to 747 code for a protein of 200 amino acids. Lineage: Eukaryota; Metazoa; Arthropoda; Insecta; Diptera; Culicidae. The record is from RefSeq and is a predicted model, not a curated record. The transcript is spliced from 3 exons.